Molecule: messenger RNA, 1801 nt
Organism: Achroia grisella
Lineage: Eukaryota; Metazoa; Arthropoda; Insecta; Lepidoptera; Pyralidae
Gene: rswl
Product: mitochondrial ribonuclease P protein 1 homolog
Exons: 5
Coding region: 151-1398 (415 amino acids)
Biological process (GO): positive regulation of mitochondrial translation; mitochondrial tRNA 5'-end processing
Cellular component (GO): nucleus; mitochondrion; nucleoplasm
Molecular function (GO): tRNA binding
Source: RefSeq, a predicted model, not a curated record
AUUUAACAAUAAAUAAAAUCAAUAGGUUAUGAAUUUGAUGAAAUAGUGUCUUAACAUAAAAGUAAUUUAAUGAAGAUCAUUUCGUCCUAAGCGGGCGUAAUUAAAAUAAAAUAAAUAUAUUGAAAUUAAAAUAAUUAAUUGAUUUUUAACAUGCAUUGCAUUCGUUCAAUAAUUUCCAUUUUAAAAUGCAAUCCAACAGGUAGAAUAAAACCAAAAAUUAAUAUAUUGAAUUAUACCAAUAAUAAUUCAUAUACAGGAUACAUAUACAGAUGUUAUUCUAAAAUAAAUGAAGAUCACUCGGAUGACAUUGUAAAUGAACUUUGUAAUGGAGAUCCAGAAAAAGAGAAAAUGUUAAGAAUAUUGAUGCUUGAAGUAGAGGUGAUGCGACAAGAUGGUCGAUGUGCUCCUAAUAAUUUACAAAAUAAACACUGGCAACAAUUAAUGCAAUUGGAAACUCGGAAUCAAAGAACCAAGUAUUUAUUAUACUUGUGGAAGACCGAAAAAUCCAAGGAAAAUCAAAAAGCAAAAAAAGAAGCCAGAAGAAAAGAACUUGAAGAAAUGAAACCUGAAGCAAAUAAAGAAUAUUCAGAUGAUAUCACAUAUGGAAUUUGUGAUACAUCAUUGUUCCUACGCAUCCGUGACCAGUCAAUAAACAAUUUUGACAACUACAGAACACUACAAGCACAGUUACACGGUCUACCUAUUGUUAUAGAUUGUUCAUAUGAGGAUUACAUGGUCUAUAGAGAAGCAGUAAAUGCAGCAAAACAGAUGACUUUUGUUUUUGGUGACAAUAGAAUUCAUAGGGAUCCAUUUGAUAUACAUCUAUGCAAUGUGACCAGGGAAGGAAGCUUCAUGAAACAGCUUGAAAAAAAUAUACCUUCAAUAAAAGAGUCAUGGUUCCCAUUAAAUAUUCAUACAAAAAGUUACCUUGAUAUCUUUCCCAAAAACAAAUUAGUAUAUCUUACACCUCAUUGUCGUGAAGAACUCACCAAAUUCGAUUAUGAUACUGUUUAUAUUAUUGGAUGCAUGGUAGAUAAGGUAAACAAUGAACCUCUAUCUCUAGCAAAGGCUAAAAGAGAUGGAAUUAAGAUGGCGAGAUUACCACUGGAUAGGUAUUUGGAAUGGGCCCCAGGUGCAAAGAAAAAUCUCAAUAUUAACCAUAUGGUUCCAAUAUUAUUAGAUUUAAAAUCUACUGGUAAUUGGGAGUUUGCAUUACGGCACAUUCCAAGAAGAAAGUUAAUGGAAACAAAGAUAUUAGCAAUGCAAAAUAUAUUAAAAAAUACACGACUAUCAAAUGAUGAAGUAUUCAAAAAUCUAAAACGGUAUUCUAAUUUGAAAGGUGUAUCAUUAAAAAAUAGAAGAUCGAAUUCAAGAAAAUCAUUGUAUGAUGAUGAAUAAAUAAAAUGAAUUCUUAAAUGUAAAAUUAGAUUCUUUUGAACAUGUCUUUAUUUCAUUUUAUAUUAACAUUUUUCUUUCAUCCGUCACAUUUCAUAUUUCACGAGAAAAGUUAAUUUCCAAUUUUCACUAAUAUUUAGUAAAUCAAACCACUAAUGAUUAUUCUAUUUUUUGUACAACAUACUCUAAACAUAAAAGUAUAUACAAAAAGGGAAGUCAACUGUUAUGUUCAAAUAUUAUAGUUGCACACUUGCGCAUUAGUAUAAUACAUCCAUCUAUUGCACACUACUAAAUUGUUUACAUAAUUCAUAUGUACGCUUCACAUAUUUUCGUUUAUCAUCUCUGAAUUAAAUCUAUUUUGAAAAUCAUAUAUUAUAGUGCAUAUCUUCACGAUAAUAUAUAUAAA